Molecule: messenger RNA, 2780 nt
Organism: Antechinus flavipes (yellow-footed antechinus)
Lineage: Eukaryota; Metazoa; Chordata; Mammalia; Dasyuromorphia; Dasyuridae
Product: guanylate-binding protein 7-like
Exons: 11
Coding region: 236-1984 (582 amino acids)
Biological process (GO): defense response to protozoan; defense response to Gram-positive bacterium
Molecular function (GO): GTP binding; GTPase activity
Source: RefSeq, a predicted model, not a curated record
AAGCCCUGAUACCCCGGGGAGACUUGGGCACUCGCCUCCCUCCUGAAAGCCCCACAUCUGCUUUCGCCGCCCGUUCUAGGCUGAGGAGGCAGCAGCAGCAAGAUGCGCUUUUGGUUUCGAUUUCCCGCGUCCAGUCGCCCCUUCUUCCUCACUCUCAGCAAGAGAAGGCUUUUGAAAAGCCACAGAAAGAAGAGGGGAGAGAACAGGAGCAGAGCAGAGAAGAGCUGAGAGGAAGAUGAGAGCUGGGAGCGCAUUUGUGAGCAUUCUGGCCUGGAGCCUCCUGUCGCAGGUGACCAUAAUCUCAGCAGUGUUCAUGGAAGCCCCCAUAUGUCUGGUAGAAAACACUAAUGAAGAGCUGACAGUAAACCCGCAAGCUCUACAGAUUCUAACUUCCAUCGACAAGCCAGUGGUGGUGGUAGCUAUUGUUGGACUGUACCGUACUGGAAAGUCCUACCUGAUGAAUAGGCUGGCAGGAAAAAACUCAGGCUUCUCCCUGGGAUCCACUGUACAGUCUGAGACAAAGGGUAUCUGGAUGUGGUGUCUCCCUCAUCCCAGCAAACAGGACCAUGUCUUAGUUCUGCUUGACACCGAGGGCCUUGGAGAUGUGGAAAAGGAUGACCCCAAGAAUGACUCGUGGAUCUUUGCCCUGGCCGUCUUGCUCAGCAGCACUUUUGUGUACAACAGCAUGAACACCAUCAACCAUCAGGCCUUGGAACAGAUGCAAUAUGUGACAGAGCUGACCAAGCUAAUCAAAAUCAAAUCCUCACCUAAUGCUGUUGAAGAGGAGUCUGAAGAGUUUGUGGGCUUCUUCCCAGACUUUGUGUGGACAGUGCGGGAUUUCACCCUGGAAUUGAAGAUAGAUGGACGUCCCAUUACCCCAGAUGAGUACCUGGAAAAUGCCUUGAAGCUCAGUAAAGGCAAUGACUCCAAAGUUGAACUAAUCAACCUUCCACGAGAGGGCAUCAGAAAAUUCUUUCCAAAGCGGAAGUGUUUUACUUUUGACCGUCCAACAAAUGAUAAAUCACUCUUAGCCCAUCUUCAAGAUGUCCAAGAAAGCCAGCUGGAGGCUUCAUUCAGGAAUCAAACAGACAACUUUUGUUCUUACAUCUUUUCCAAUGCAAAACCCAAGACCCUUAGUGGGGGUAUCAUGGUCAAUGGAAAUCGGUUGGGAAAGCUGCUGGAGACCUAUGUGAGGACAAUCUCUAGCGGUGACGUUCCCUGCCUGGAGAAUGCAGUGUUGUCUUUGGCUCAGACCGAGAACCCAGCUGCUGUGCAAAAAGCUGCAAAGCAUUAUAUGGAGCAGAUGGCCCUGAAGGUGGACUUUCCCACAGAAAGUCUCCAGGACCUGCUAAGUGUACAUACAGAGUGUGAGAAGGAAGCCCUCUCAAUUUUCAUGAAGCAUUCUUUCAAGGAUGAGAACCAGAAGUAUCAGAAGGAACUGGUACAAAUUUUAGAAACUGAAAAAGAUGGUUUCAUACGUCAAAAUGAAGAAGUGUCAACCAAAUACUGUCAAGAUCAGCUUGAGUACCUCUCACAGUCCCUGAGAGAAGCCAUUUCUAAAGGAAACUUCUCUGUGCCAGGGGGUUACAAUCUCUACAGUAAUGAGAGAGAAAAAAUAAUAAACAGUUAUCAUCAACUGUCCAGGAAAGGGCUAAAGGCAGAUGAGGUCCUCCAAAAGUUUCUACAGUUAUUGGCAGUGACAGAAGAUUCUAUCCUGCAGACAGAUCAAGCUCUUACUGAACAAAAAACCGCCUUGGAAGCUGAACAGAUCAAAAGAGAAGCAGCUGAGAAAGAGAAGAAGUUGUUGGAACAGCAACAAAUUGAAAUGCAGCAAAACAUAGAGGCUCAGCAGAGAACUUAUGAAGAAAAACUCAACCAAUUAAAAAAGAUUGAGGAAGAUAGGACCAAGAUUGUAAAAAAGCAGAUGAAGAUGCAACUGGCUAAGCCAAAGUGCUGGAGAUGUGUGCCACAUGGGGAGUUGUGAAGAUCAUGAGAGGAAGCUAUCAGAAGUCUGGGAACAUGAAUACACACUGAAAUUUGCUACAAACCAGACAGCAAGGACUCAAAUCCUGAACAACCUGUUUGACUCAGUCCAUCAUAAAGGCAUCCAGUAGGAAGCUACAAUGAAUCAACCAUUGGCAUGGUGAUUUCAGAAGCAAACUUGGGAAGCAAAUUAAUUGUGAACCUAUUCUUGCCAGGAGGUGAUAAAAGGGAUGGUGUGGCCUUCAUGCAGUGGGAAAAUGUUUGUAUUUCUAAUCUUGCUAUGUCUUCAAGAUAAAUAUCCACUGAAAGAGACAUUUGGUCUUAAUUCCCUUCUGCAUCACUGCCUUGUGGAAGAGUGGCUUGUGUAGAAACUAUGAGCUAUGCCAUACUGAGUUAUCCAAGAUGCACAGCUCAUAGUGGAGAGUUCUGACAAAAGAUGAUCCACUGGAGAAGGAAAUGGCAAGUGACUACAGUAUUUUUGCCAAUCAAACCUUAUGGUCAGUGUUAAAAGAUACAAUGUCUGAAGAUGAACCCCUUAGGUCAGAAGAUACCCAGUACAUUACUAAGAAAAACUAGAGGUAGACUACAAAUAGCUCCAGCAAGAAUGGAGUAACUGGGCUAAAGCUAAAAGGACACUGAGCUGUGAAUGUGUCUGGUGAGGAAGGAAAAGUCUCUUGUUAUAAACAUCAAUAUUGCUUAGGAAUCUGGAAUAUGUUUAUGAUCUAAACUAAAGGGUUGUUGUAAAACAGGAGAUGGAAAGAUUAAAUAUUGAUAUCUAGAGUGUCAGUGAACUUAAA